AUGGUCGGGGUACCUGGGAAGUUCAAAGGUUGCGAGACGUGCCGGAAGCGGAGACUCAGGUGCAGCAACGAAAGGCCCUUUUGCAAGAAAUGCAUUGCCCGCGGAAGACAUUGUGAAGGCUAUGAUAGGGCCCGAGUUUUCAUCACAGGGACGCCAGAAGAACAGGGGAAAGUUCUCCAUUGUGGGAAGAGAGGGAGGCUCGAAGCUCACGGACAACUGACACCGUCGGGUAUCGCAAGUUCCGAGUCCCACCAAACUCCAUCUCCACCUAGUCAUCAGGAUGGAAAUCUUCCUUAUGGCAUACCACCAAGAACUUUGGAGUCGAUAACGAGUGUGGUUCAACUGUUGGGCCCAGCCUCCUUCAGCCAAUUUCCAAACUACCAGUUUUUCGUCAAUGCCUUUCGGCCACUGGAAGUUGGCAAUGCUAUAAUUGAGAGGCGGGAAACUUUCCUUUCGGCUCCAGAAUGGAGCUGUCUGCCUUGGACGUUCCAUGAGAAAGACUACGUUGACCGGCUCAUUGAUUUGAUGAUAUUACUCACGCCACUCCUGACGCAGAUACACAGGAUCGUGCAUCGACAGGCGACACCAAAGCGACGAACGUCCGCCGAAUCAUUGAUACGCAGUCUCUCCUCGUUAGAAGAACGUCUCGCCCAGUGGCACCAAGAGUUCAUAGAACAAGAAGGCCCACCGUCUCGAACACAUCAGCCGAUUUCUUAUUCGUUUAAAGAUAGUCGAACCGGUGUUGCAUUUCUGUAUUAUUGGUUUGCGCAACUCGCCAUCUGCCACAGGAUCGAAACCCUACGCGGGGUUAUAUCUCAGCCAUUGCCCCACGAGAACCCACCACUUGACAAGGAAACUUACACGUUUCAAAUGCAGACUGCCGGUGAGCUAGCUACAGAAAUAUGUCAUGGCCUUGGUUCGUUGUUCAACACUCUGCAACCCGAGAUUUUGAUUGCGCCUUUGGAAGCCGCGAUGCGGUGCUUUCGAUGUAUCCAAAUGACGGCUCAGCAUGUUCCGGAGGAGGUCGUGUGGCUGGAGUCGAUUCAUAAACAGCUUAUGAACACUCAAGAGACCCUUCCAUAUAUUGUGCGGAGAGAAGGAUGGGUUAAAAUUGCUUAG
This is a messenger RNA of Ilyonectria robusta, 1119 nucleotides long. RefSeq lists its product as uncharacterized. The transcript is spliced from 4 exons. Bases 1 to 1119 code for a protein of 372 amino acids. Gene Ontology annotation, biological process: regulation of DNA-templated transcription. The record is from RefSeq and is a predicted model, not a curated record. Gene Ontology annotation, molecular function: zinc ion binding; DNA-binding transcription factor activity, RNA polymerase II-specific. Lineage: Eukaryota; Fungi; Ascomycota; Sordariomycetes; Hypocreales; Nectriaceae.